AUGGACAGCAACAGCACCGCGUGGAGCUCUAGCUCUCAUCCUCCGUACAACCUCGCCGAGAUGGCGACGGUGUCUCCCACCAUCUUCCCUCGGUUUGGUUUCAGCAUACUUUCCUUCCUCAUGUUCAUCAAUACAGUGUUGACAGUUUUCAACAACGGCCUCGUCAUCACCGUGAUGCUGAGGAACCUGUCUCUGCUCCAACCGAUGAACGUCUUCAUCCUCAGCCUGGCCGUGUCUGACCUCAUGAUAGGCCUGUGCGGCUCCUUGGUCGUCACCAUCACCAACUACAAAGGCUAUUUCUUUAUUGGCCACACGGCCUGUGUGUUUCAAGGAUUUGCAGUCAAUUACUUUGGUUUGGUUUCCCUCUGCACUCUGACCCUGCUCGCCUACGAGCGCUACAUCGUGGUGUGUAAACCAAGAGCUGGUUUUAAGCUGAGCAUGCGGAGAAGCUUCAACGGACUCGUAUGCGUGUGGGUAUUCUGCUUGUUUUGGGCCGUGGCUCCGCUGUUUGGCUGGAGCUCCUACGGACCCGAGGGAGUCCAGACCUCCUGCUCUCUGGCCUGGGAGGAAAGAUCGUGGAGCAACUACAGCUAUCUCAUCCUCUACACCCUCCUCUGCUUCAUUCUCCCCGUCAUAGUCAUCAUCUACUGUUACUCCAAGGUGCUCAAAUCCAUGGAUAAGCUGAACAGGAGUGUGGAGCUCCAGGGUGGGCGUUCCUGCCACAAGGAGAACGAUCACGCCAUCAAUAUGGUCCUGGCCAUGAUUGUAUCUUUUUUUGUUUGCUGGUUGCCCUACACGGCGCUGUCCGUGGUAGUGGUCGUGGACCCUGAGCUCUACAUCCCUCCGCUGCUUGCAACCAUGCCCAUGUACUUUGCCAAGACCAGCCCUGUCUAUAAUCCCAUCAUCUACUUCCUCUCCAACAAACAGUUCCGCGAUUCCACCCUGGAGGUGCUGUCGUGUGGACGAUACAUUCCCCAUGGACCCACUAGUGUCAGCUUCAACAUGCAUAGCUUGAACAGGAGGAGCCAUGUGAUUCCCUUCAACAGGAACAUCAACAUGCAAUGCAGGGUUUUGCCUCUGUGACUGUCUCCGCUGUCGAAUGUCGGUGCCUCGGC
This is a messenger RNA of Pleuronectes platessa (European plaice), 1115 nucleotides long. It is a transcript of the gene parietopsin, whose product is annotated as parietopsin. Gene Ontology annotation, molecular function: G protein-coupled receptor activity. NCBI's taxonomy places the organism in Eukaryota, Metazoa, Chordata, Actinopteri, Pleuronectiformes, Pleuronectidae. The record is from RefSeq and is a predicted model, not a curated record. Bases 1 to 1083 code for a protein of 360 amino acids. Gene Ontology annotation, cellular component: photoreceptor outer segment; membrane. The transcript has 4 exons. Gene Ontology annotation, biological process: G protein-coupled receptor signaling pathway; visual perception.